UUCCCCCGGCGCUCUCUGGUCCUCCCGUUCGACAGACAGCCCCAUCUUCUCGCGCAGCGCCAGCACCGUCUCCGAGACACCAUGGUGAAAGUAAAGGCCGGAAUCAACGGCUUUGGCCGUAUUGGGCGCCUGGUCACCAGGGCUGCUUUUAACUCUGGCAAAGUGGAUAUUGUCGCCAUCAAUGACCCCUUCAUUGACCUCAACUACAUGGUCUACAUGUUCCAGUACGACUCCACCCACGGCAAGUUCCACGGCACGGUCAAGGCAGAGAACGGGAAGCUUGUCAUCAAUGGCCAUCCCAUAACCAUCUUCCAGGAGCGAGAUCCCACCAAAAUCAAAUGGGGUGAAGCGGGUGCUGAUUACGUUGUGGAGUCCACUGGCGUCUUCACCACCCUGGAGAAGGCCGGGGCUCACCUAGAUGGGGGUGCCAAACGGGUCAUCAUCUCUGCCCCCUCUGCUGACGCCCCCAUGUUUGUGAUGGGCGUGAACCACGACAAGUACCAAAACAACCUCACCAUCGUCAGCAAUGCCUCCUGCACCACCAACUGCUUAGCCCCCCUGGCCAAGGUCAUCCAUGACAACUUUGGCAUCGUGGAGGGACUUAUGACCACAGUCCAUGCCGUCACCGCCACCCAGAAGACCGUGGAUGGCCCCUCUGGCAAGAUGUGGCGUGAUGGCCGUGGGGCUCUCCAGAACAUCAUCCCUGCGUCGACUGGCGCGGCCAAGGCCGUGGGCAAAGUCAUCCCCGAGCUGAACGGGAAGCUCACUGGCAUGGCCUUCCGUGUCCCCACCGCCAACGUGUCGGUGGUGGACCUGACCUGCCGCCUGGAGAAGCCGGCCAAGUAUGACGACAUCAAGAAGGUGGUGAAGCAGGCGGCGGAUGGCCCCCUCAAGGGCAUCCUGGGCUACACAGAGCACCAGGUUGUCUCCUCUGACUUCAACAGUGACACCCACUCUUCCACCUUCGAUGCUGGGGCUGGCAUCGCCCUCAACGACCACUUUGUAAAGCUCAUUGCCUGGUAUGACAAUGAAUUUGGCUACAGCAACAGGGUGGUGGACCUCAUGGCCCACAUGGCCACCAAGGAGUAAGAGCCCUGGACCACCAGCCCCAGCCAGAGCACAGAGAGAGGCCUCAGCUGCUGGGGUGUCCCUGCCUACUCAGUCCCCACCUCACUGAGAAUCUCUCCUCCCCAAGACAUAGCUUCCAUGCCAGAGCCCCUGAAGAACGGGAGGGGCCUAGGGAGCCCCACCUUGUCAUGUACCAUCAAUAAAGUUCCCUGUACUCA
This is a messenger RNA of Lemur catta (Ring-tailed lemur), 1286 nucleotides long. It is a transcript of the gene GAPDH, whose product is annotated as glyceraldehyde-3-phosphate dehydrogenase. The transcript is spliced from 12 exons. The record is from RefSeq and is a predicted model, not a curated record. NCBI's taxonomy places the organism in Eukaryota, Metazoa, Chordata, Mammalia, Primates, Lemuridae. Gene Ontology annotation, biological process: glucose metabolic process. Gene Ontology annotation, molecular function: NADP binding; oxidoreductase activity, acting on the aldehyde or oxo group of donors, NAD or NADP as acceptor; NAD binding. The coding region runs from base 82 to 1089 and encodes 335 amino acids.